Molecule: messenger RNA, 3028 nt
Organism: Rhineura floridana
Lineage: Eukaryota; Metazoa; Chordata; Lepidosauria; Squamata; Rhineuridae
Gene: TST
Product: thiosulfate sulfurtransferase
Exons: 2
Coding region: 1931-2824 (297 amino acids)
Biological process (GO): transsulfuration
Cellular component (GO): mitochondrion
Molecular function (GO): thiosulfate-cyanide sulfurtransferase activity
Source: RefSeq, a predicted model, not a curated record
CCACCAACUGUCCGGGGUACCUCUGCGUCCUUCGGAUUGCUCCCCUGGCUGCCCGGAGGCCGAUGACACCACGCUCGCUUCGCACCACUACCGGCUCAGGCAGGCUUCUUCCCCGUCCAUUAAGGCGCCCUUUGCCUCCCUCUUACGUUAACUUUGGGUGGAGACAAAGGCCACAUCCCUUUUUAUCAACCAGUGGAAGAAAAGAGUUCCUGGGGCAAACCAACUCAUGGCAGGAAAGAGGGGGAAACCGGCACAACACGGCCAAAUUGAACAAGGAGAUUGGGGCCCCUUCCGACGCGAACCAUGGAACCAGCCUCGGUUUCCUUCUGUGGCCGUACCGAGGAAUUAAGAUUAGACGAAGCACUAAGCUUUCGAGUCCCUCUUUUGGGUUUGAAAUCUGAUCCGUGCUCCUCCACUCCCUUCCUGCGACGGCAGGCUGCUGCACCUAAAAACCUAAGAAAGAGGCGAGACGGGUCCGUAUUUGGUGAGGGGAAGGGUUGCUUCGCGGGGUGGCCCUAUAGCGAGGCAUGUUUCUUAAAACGCAGCCGAGAGAGCUAAAAAGCCCGAGAAGACUCUUUCAUAGCCACGUAUUACUGGCUCCUAGCUAGUUUUACACCACAGUAAACCGUCCUGUCUCCCCAUCGAACCUGGUGUUUUAAAACAAAAACGAAGCGAAUGUUUGCACAAAUUGCAGGAAAUUCAUCAGCCGAAGCAAUAAAGAGAAAUCAUUCCUGUCAUCACGCUCUCAGUGGUAUAGACAAGGAGGAGGAACUCAGAACGAAUGUGUGUUGAGAGGCAAAGAUAAAGCAAGAAAAGGAAUGCUGGUCCAUUAACUGCUUCUACUUGUGGAAAGUCUGGGGCGCGUGGAUCAUGUUUUCUGCUUUGUUUUUUCUCUGCCACAGACUGACUUUGUGACCUUGAGUGAGUUCUUUAAUGCUACUGUGUGUUAAAAGUGUCAGGCACCCUCUCUCCAGAUGGAAUCUGAUUUCCCACAACCAUACAACUCAACGGUUCUAUAUGCAGUCCUUAUACGUAAGCUUAUUUGAAAGCAAGGCCCCCUGUGUUUCACAGGGCUUAAUUCCUAUUAAGUGUGUAAAGGUCUACAGCAUUACUGUUCCUAUUUCAGAACUAUGAAAUUUUCUCCGGAACAGAGUCCAGGACUCAACGGCGUUUGCUAGUUUUAAUGUUUUUCUCUGCUGUCAUCUCAGCUCCCGGUUAAUGCUUUGGGAAUGAAAACUAUCUACGCACCACGGGUCUGUCAUGCAUAUGCAACAGCAGUUGCAGUGGAGUGCAAUGUGCCCUUAAUGGAUCUGGAUAGUCUUAAGUAGCUGGGAGUCUAUAUACUGACUUCUCUUACAACUUUUCCUCUUGCAUUCGCAGGAAAUGCUUUGCCCUUUGCGACUCCACAUUCUCAGCCUUUUUGGGACUCGGUAGUUUCCUCUUUCGGCUUUGCCUUUUGCCCCACUGCGGGUUCAGCCAAUCACAUCACACCGUUGUACCAUCACUUACUGUGGAGCCUGAGACAUUUUCUUCUUGUUACAGUACGUCGCCAAAUAGCUGGUGUUCUCACUCUAAGGUCCUUCUGUAAGGAGGGGGGAGGGGGGGAAGAACACAAAGCAAAUUGAAGGAAGCAGGAGAGAUAUUUGCUCUCUCUCACCGCUAGAUCAAAGUACUCAAAACCGACCAAAUGUUUGGAGAGAAAAGGUCUUCUGCAGUUAGCAGCUAGUUUGGGGGAGGUCCUGUGUCCGGACAAAGUACAGGCCUGCAUGCAAAUGAAUGUAGUUCAUCCUUGUCUCCCCGCCUCUUGUUUGUUGAUUGGUGCUGAACCAGAUACCAGGGCUUGGGAUUUUUGAGACCCUCCCCUUUCUCCACAUUCCCUUCUGCUAACUCAGGUCUCUUUCUUCACCCAUUAACAAGCGUCUUGGCUGACAUGGUGCAGCAAGUGCUAUACAGAGCCCUGGUCUCCACCAAAUGGCUAGCAGAAGCUGUGCGGGCCAAUAAGAUUGGGCCUGAGCUGCGUGUGCUGGAUGCCUCCUGGUACGAACCUGGGACGAGAGAUGCUCAGAAAGAAUUCAGGGAACGGCACAUCCCGGGUGCCUCCUUUUUUGAUAUCGAGGAGUGUAAAGACAAGUCAUCUCCUUAUGAGGUCAUGCUUCCCAGUGAGAAACACUUUGCCGAGUACGUUGGCAACCUGGGCAUCAGCAGUCAGACCCACGUAGUUGUGUAUGAUGGAGACAACUUGGGCAGUUUCUACGCACCACGGGCUUGGUGGAUGUUCCGGGUCUUCGGGCACCGAACUGUCUCAGUGCUGAAUGGGGGGUUCAAGAACUGGGUGAAAGAAGGUCACCCUGUGACAUCGGAGAUCACCAGAACGGAGCUGGCGGUUUUUAAAGCCAGCCUUGACAGAUCACUGGUGAAGACCUAUGAAGAUAUAGUGGAGAACCUGGAAUCCAAGCGGUUCCAGGUGGUGGAUUCCAGAUCUGAAGGGAGAUUUCGAGGGACAGAACCCGAGCCAGGGACACAAGGGCUUGAACCAGGUCACAUCCCAGGCACUCUAAACAUGCCUUUUUUCAAUUUCUUGACUGAGGAAGGAUUCAAGAAGAACACAGAAGAGAUCCGGAGCAUGUUCCAGGAAAAGAAAUUGGAUCUUUCAAAGCCACUGAUUGCCACGUGCCGCAAAGGGGUCACAGCCUGCCACAUUGCCCUGGCAGCUUACCUGUGUGGUAAACCAGAUGUGGCCAUUUACGAUGGAUCCUGGUCAGAAUGGUAUCAUCGUGCCCCACCAGAGAAUAAAAUUUCUGAAUGGAAUCGCAAUAAGGCAUAAGCAAAGGAAUGUCUGUUUGCUGUGAUCAUGCUCUGAAAUUUGAAUUCUUAAUAAUUUCUAACAAAGAUCAAGGGCUGGAAAAAUGUGAAGUUCAUAGUCUUUUAUAAUUUUUUAGUUUUCUAAUCAAAUGCUGCUUUUUUCUAUCUUGUUUUCAUAAUCUGAUAAUUAAAUAAAAACAGAAUCUCAGGUCAUAGUCUUUUGUCC